Molecule: messenger RNA, 569 nt
Organism: Colletes gigas
Lineage: Eukaryota; Metazoa; Arthropoda; Insecta; Hymenoptera; Colletidae
Gene: mtSSB
Product: single-stranded DNA-binding protein, mitochondrial
Exons: 4
Coding region: 131-553 (140 amino acids)
Biological process (GO): mitochondrial DNA replication; positive regulation of helicase activity
Cellular component (GO): mitochondrial nucleoid
Molecular function (GO): single-stranded DNA binding
Source: RefSeq, a predicted model, not a curated record
CUUCUCGCGCACAUUUGGUUUGGGCACUCUGGCUAGCACGUGUAGUUUUUAGUUAUUAGUUGUUUGAUGAAGUAAAUAAGUGCUAAUUGUUGUUUAAUUAAUAAUUUGUAAUAUUAUAAAUUGAAGGAAAAUGUUUCGACAAGUUAUACCGAAAAUGAUGCAAAGCAUUUCACAAGUUAAUAAAAUGCAAAUGUGUACUGUUACCCCUGAGCUAAAAUUAGAGAAAACAAUAAAUCAAAUAACUCUGUUGGGAAGAUCCGGGAAUGAUCCACAAAAAAGGGGUUCUGUAGACCAUCCGGUUGUUAUGUUCUCGCUUGCUACACACAGUAAUUACAAAUACUCGAAUGGGGAUUUUAUGCAACGAACGGAGUGGCAUAAAAUAUGUAUUUUCAAACCAAAUCUUCGCGAUAGCGUGUCCAAGUAUCUUAAAAAAGGUCAAAGAGUAUUAGUUGUUGGAAAAGUAAGCUAUGGUGAAUUUAAAGACGAAGACGGCGAAACAAAAUCCAGUACAGCCGUGAUCGCAGACGACAUCGUAUUUUUCCAAUCGCAUUAAGAACAAAUAUCUUAAC